AUGAACUUUUUAUCAAAUGGCUCUUUCAUACGGUAUGGAAAUGUGAAAUUGUGGGAAACCUGUUGUCGACAAAUCCUACCAUCUAUAAGUUGUAAUGAAAUAAAAUGUAAUAAAACAAGGACCUAUGCACAAGGAUGUACAAAAUUAUACUUUAAAAUUUAUUGCUAUACACGCAAACUUAGCCCUUUUUUUACACAAGUUCGAUUUCAGAAAGAUUACCCACAACUUCAUCGUGAUAAUGAGUUUCCAAACUUUGAUUAUUAUAGGAAAAACGAGUUCAAAGAUCUUAGUAAGACAACAUGGGGGGCUGGUAAUCAAAAACCAGGAUUCACUUAUACAAUCGGGUUCUUUGGAUUGAUGUGUGGAAUGUACGGCGUAAAAGCAGAAUUAGUUCAUUUCAUAUCAUAUAUGGCAGCUGCAGCUGAUGUUCUCGCGCUUGCGUCCAUUGAGGUUGAUAUAUCUAAUAUUCCACCGGGUAUGUGUCUUUCUUAUAAGUGGAGAGGGAAACCCCUCUUCAUAAAACACAGAACUGAAAGUGAGAUCAAUGCUGAGGCUGGAACUCCUCUUUCUUUACUACGAGACCCUCAGACGCCUGAACAACGCAUGAUCAAACAACAGUGGCUUAUCGUUAUUGGUAUUUGCACACAUUUAGGAUGUGUUCCUGUACCCAAUUCUGGUGAUUACAACGGUGGUUUCUACUGCCCGUGCCAUGGCAGUCAUUAUGAUAAUGCCGGUAGGACUCGGAAAGGCCCAGCUCCUUUAAAUUUAGAAGUACCUUCUUAUAGAUUCGUUUCUGAUAAUGUUGUAUUGGUUGGGGAAUAAGUGGAUUUUUAACAUGUAUUUCUACUUUUUUGGACGCAAAAGGACAUACACG
This is a messenger RNA of Zerene cesonia (dogface butterfly), 874 nucleotides long. Its product is annotated as cytochrome b-c1 complex subunit Rieske, mitochondrial-like. The record is from RefSeq and is a predicted model, not a curated record. The coding region runs from base 1 to 822 and encodes 273 amino acids. The transcript has a single exon. Gene Ontology annotation, cellular component: membrane. NCBI's taxonomy places the organism in Eukaryota, Metazoa, Arthropoda, Insecta, Lepidoptera, Pieridae. Gene Ontology annotation, molecular function: 2 iron, 2 sulfur cluster binding; quinol-cytochrome-c reductase activity. Gene Ontology annotation, biological process: mitochondrial electron transport, ubiquinol to cytochrome c.